CGCACAAACAAACCACAGAAUAAACUACAGACUACCUGACCAUGACGGCCCAAGGAAAGCGCAAGAAGCAGAGCACAGCAUCAUCCGUCAAGGACAUUCCAGAUGAUACAGCAACCAUUGCCAGCAAUUUCUCCGAUGACGGCCACGAAAGCGCCCGCAAGCGACUCAAGCAAGCGACCCAUGAAGAAAUCAAAGCGGCUGUGCAGAACGUGACAAACGCUACACCGAAUAAUGGACCAGUGACGGAGCAGGCAGAGCGAUGGUAUCACAUUAAUGACCCACCCACCGAUCGUCCUGUUCGUGUAUACGCAGACGGCGUCUUUGACUUAUUCCACCUUGGGCAUAUGCGACAAUUGGAACAAGCGAAGAAGGCUUUCCCAAAUACCUACUUGCUUGUUGGAUUACCCAACGACCGCGAGACACAUGCUCGUAAAGGGUUGACGGUCUUGACCGAUAAGGAGCGUGCAGAGACCUUGAGGCAUUGCAAGUGGGUCGACGAGGUGAUUGAAGAUGCGCCCUGGUGCAUCACAACGGAGUUUGUGGAAGAACACGAGAUUGACUUUGUUGCGCAUGAUGAUUUGCCGUAUGCAUCAGUGGACUCAGAGGACAUCUAUGACCCGCUUCGCAGAAUGGGCAAGUUCUGGCCUACUCAGCGUACAGAAGGAGUAUCGACAUCUGACAUCAUUACGCGGAUUGUCAAGAACUACGACCAGUAUGUCAUUCGCAAUUUGUCUCGUGGUGUGGAUAGACGCGAUUUGAAUGUCAGUCUGCUCAAGAAGCAUGAGUUGGACUUCCGCAGGCACGCUCAAGAGCUGCGCGAAGCCAUCAAGGCAAAUUGGACCAAGAAUGCGCAUUUGAAGGAUGAUCUGCGCAGUCUGUUGUCUAAUUCCAGACCCGACAGUGUGCCUGGAUCACCAAGAACUCCAGCAGCAAGCUUUCUGGACGGCGUCAAGCAGUACUGGACUGGGUCGCGCAAGUCGAGUAUGCCAGAAGACCUUGAUAAGGCGCCUCGAUCACCGAGCCCUGUUGAGCUUGGCAAGUCAUCGCUUGACCUCGAAAAGACCAGUACAGAGACUCUCAUGUGAGAGAUGUCAAUUUGCGUAUGUCCCCAGCUGUAGCCUUUCCUUUAGAAUGCCUGAUCCUAGCAAAUGUCCC
Protomyces lactucae-debilis is the source of this 1155-nucleotide messenger RNA. Its product is annotated as cytidylyltransferase-domain-containing protein. The transcript has 2 exons. NCBI's taxonomy places the organism in Eukaryota, Fungi, Ascomycota, Taphrinomycetes, Taphrinales, Protomycetaceae. Gene Ontology annotation, cellular component: nuclear envelope. Gene Ontology annotation, molecular function: choline-phosphate cytidylyltransferase activity; phosphatidylcholine binding. Bases 42 to 1085 code for a protein of 347 amino acids. Gene Ontology annotation, biological process: CDP-choline pathway. The record is from RefSeq and is a predicted model, not a curated record.